Ostertagia ostertagi is the source of this 198-nucleotide messenger RNA. NCBI's taxonomy places the organism in Eukaryota, Metazoa, Nematoda, Chromadorea, Rhabditida, Trichostrongylidae. The record is from the annotation of a GenBank genome assembly.
AUGCGUUACGUUUCCGCGUACCUCCUUGCAGUUGCCGGUGGAAACCCAUCUCCAAAGUUAGAUGAUAUCAAAAACAUCCUCGGUGCUGUCGGAGUGGAUACUGACGCUGAAGCUGCUAAGCUCGUCAUUUCACGGCUAGAAGGAAAGAAUAUUGAAGAAGUAAUCGCUGAGAGGCGCUUCUGGUUUGGUGGCGGUUAG